This is a messenger RNA of Marmota flaviventris (yellow-bellied marmot), 4070 nucleotides long. RefSeq names its product ly-6/neurotoxin-like protein 1. The record is from RefSeq and is a predicted model, not a curated record. Gene Ontology annotation, cellular component: plasma membrane. Lineage: Eukaryota; Metazoa; Chordata; Mammalia; Rodentia; Sciuridae.
UGCGGAGCUUGCGGGGGCCGGUGAUGCACCACCACCAGCACUGCGGAAAGUUCGGACCAACGCGCAAUCAGACCGAGGGAGGGACCGGCUAGAGGCCGCGGCCUGCCUCCCUCCUCUAGGCCUGGAGCUCUGGGAGGGCAGGGGCUGUCCCCGUCCUGAGCUGGACCUGGGACUGGUGCUGCUCACCUCCCCACCACCACACUGUCGCUGCCCUCCAGUCAUGGCGCCCCUGCUCGUGCUGUUCCUGGCCGCCCUGGUGGGCCUGCCUCUAGCCCAGGCUCUGGACUGCCAUGUGUGCGCCUACAAUGGAGACAAUUGCUUCAACCCCAUGCGCUGCCCGGCCAUGGUCACCUACUGCAUGACUACACGUACCUACUACACCCCGUACAAGAUGAAGGUCAGCAAGUCCUGCGUGCCCAGAUGCUUUGAGACUGUGUAUGACGGCUACUCCAAGCACGCGUCCACCACCUCCUGCUGCCAGUACGACCUCUGUAAUGGUGCUGGCUUGGCUGCCCCAGGGACCCUGGCCCUGGCCCCCCUUCUCCUGGCCACCCUCUGGGCCCUGCUCUAAAGCCCUGGUUCCCCGGCAGACCCACUCGAGGACAGAGCUCUCAAGAGACAGCUGCACGCUCUCACAUGGUGUCCCCACCUGACAUUCUGCCUCCCAAGACCCCCUCAGCCACACCCGGACACAGAGCUGUCUGCAGAGGGACUCCUGACCUCCCACCGCCCACAAGGCCUCACUCUGAGGCCACGGGCUUUCAUUUUUAAACAGCUGCUGUGUGGGACUGGGCCUCCCAAGGGUGCCUGGCCUUGGUGGGCAGGCUGGGCCCUGCCUGGGUCCAGGGACAGAGAUCUGGGAAAGUGCUGUUUAUGGGGAGGUCCAUCAGUGGAGAAGCACUGAUUUGAUGGGAGUAGCGCCAGCCCCACCCUGUGUGCAGCAGCUGGUGGGUGUGCUGGAGCGGGAGGGAGACCCGAACCCACUGUGGGGCAGGCAAACCCAGCAGGACCUCCCUGCAUCCUACUGAGGCCAGCUGCUGCCCAGGGCAUGUGAGGAGGAACUCUCAUUGUCAGCUGUCACAGGAACUGUGCCUGGCCUGGUGUCUGAGUGGCCCUCAGCAUAGGAGGGGUCGCCCUGCCUCGACAGACCCAAGGAGAGACUUGUGCCCUCCUGAUCAGCCAGACCUCUAGCUUUCCCAUCCCCACCCCCACCCGGGUGCUGGACAAGCUUAAUCAGCCCAAGACUGGCAGGACUUGGAGUGGGCAGGCCAAGCUAUAUUUGGUCUAGCCUGCACUGACCAGGGCCAGGGCUAUUCUGGGCAGGGCAGGGCAGAUAGGCCACCAGGCCUGGUCCUCAGCCCAGUGGCCCUGGUAGAGAAAGAAAUGUGCCCACAAAUCAGGCAGCCUUGGGGAACAGGAGGACCCAAGGGACAGUGAGGUGUGACAACAGGAGUGGGAUCCGAGGCUGCCUCUGGGUCCUGCAGGCCCCUGUGCCCUGCUGAUUGUUCUAGAUCUCAACAGAAGGGAAGGAGUACCCAGGGAGGCCCCCAGGGCUGCACCCUCUGCCUGAGAGCCCUUGACCCCAGGAGCUCCACCCAGCCCAGAGCUGGGAGGCUGGGUCUGCCCAACACCUGCCAUUCAAAUGUAGAGGGCCUGGGGAGCAUCUGUCCUUUCCAGUGAGACCAGAUGGGGCUGGAUCCUCUUCCCUGACCAGUGCCCCAGACCAGUGCUGGCUGACGAGACCCCGAAGCUGAUCCAGCCCAGGUGGGCAGGAUGGUGGCCAGUGUUCAUGUGUAGCAUUAUCCCUGGCUCCAAAGCAUGGUCCUCAUGGGGGAGGCCUGCUGGACGCUGCAUCCUGAGACCUUUGCUUGUGACUACGCCUCCAGGGGUGUUCAGGAGAUGAGGACUUCCAUCCUGGGGCUCCUCUCCCCAGCCUUAUGCUGGGGCUGGGGGGUGGAUUUUCCCACCUCCGUUAGCUUCUCUGGAGACAGGUAGCUGGAUGGGGAAGUGGAGUCCCACGGAGGGCUCGCCAGUUCCUCAGGGAGGACAGUGUGGACCUCUUGCAGAGGUGACUCUGGUGGGAAGGGGCCCAGGGAUAAGAGCACAUUGACUUCCCAGAGAGAGAAAGGAGUAGCACACACAGGGGGCAGGCCUGGACACACACUGUGGGGCCAGUGCCAAGCCCAAGAGACCACCCUGGCUCCAACUGACAUCUCCUUCCCCCAAGGCCCUCUUUGCAGGCUGGCAGAAAGCCAGGUACUGACCUGAGCUCCCACUGGACCCCCACCAGCAGGCAGCCAGCCUCAAGACAGUAGUGACCAGUGCAGGUCUCAAAGUACUGGCUGGGGGCAAGGGACAGGUGUGGGCCCUGACUCCAUGGGAAUGGCCCAGGAAGCUGUCACUACCCCACUUGUGCAAGUCCAUUGUCCCCAGUCAGAUGGCAUCCUGUGACAGAGCUGUGUGGGGCCCCAGGCUGGUCCUUCCUUUGCUCUCUGUAGCUCCCCAGGGUGGCUGGAAUGUGAGGAGGGGCAGCUGCUCAGACCUGCCUCCUACAUCUAUCUGUCCAUGUCUCCCCCCCUGACCUGCCCCAGCCCAGUGACCACACUGCCCCCAACCCCAGUACUGUGCUGCCCGUGCCACCUCCACAGCCAGGGGUCCUGCCUGCCUGGCCUGUCCCUGGGACCUACUACAGAGCAUGUGGAAGGUGUCCUGCUGGGCCAAGGCUGGCCGAGGGAAGUGACGGCUUGCAUACUGGGGAAUUGGGACAGCAGUGCUGGGGGUUGGCCUGUCCUGAUCCUGUCCACUCCCACUGCAGCUGGCUCUGAGCACUCCAUGGCAGCCUGCAAGGCAGGAGCCACAGCCAUGCCCCAACAGGCGAGGAGACUGAGGCCCAGAGAGGGGAAGCCAUUAGUUGCCCCAAGGCCAGCUGGCCUCCCACAGGCCCACAGCCCAGCCACCUUGUAGGUUCUUCCCCCACAGGCUGCUCCUCCAGGCCUGGGAGUGGGUGGAGUGCUUAGAACCUUCAGAGUCUUGCCGUGUUAUGUAAGAACCUAGGAGCAGGAAAGCUUGGAAGGGAAAAUUGGAACCAUAGGUUUGAGAAGCCACAGGCCAGUCGGAUCCAGUCCUGCAACCGGCUGUGAAGGGGAAGGCGGUGAACAGGCAGAGGAGGGCAGAGGGGCAGUGGGCACCAAGGGCUGGCCCUCCUGCCUGCGUCUGGGCUCAGGUCUGCAGGCCAGGCAGUGGAUGUCCCUGCUCUGGGAGAAAUAAGAGCCCCUCCAAUGUGGGUGAGUGCUCAGGGCUAUUCGCUGCUGCUCUCUGUGGAGUCCCAGCCUCGAGACAGGCUUCGGUUGACACUGUGGUGCCAAAAGUGUUGUGUGUUCUACGUGGCCCUGUCUAGCUGCCUAGACCCCCUGUCUAGCUGCAGCUCUGGCCACCGCCUGCAGGCCAGGCCUGCACCAGCAGCAAAAGGCAUGCUCGGCAGCUGUGGGCCUGGUCUGGCCCUGUCACAGAGAGGCUGUGAGGUGGAACUGUGGCAGGCCAGGCCCUGCCGUGACAUCUGGACUCUCCCCAGGACCUGGAGGUGGGAAGGGAGGCGACUGGCAGCUGCAGCUCCCAGCUUCCUCUCAGUGCCUGUCACAGGGCAUGUGUGUUCUCAACCCCAGCUCUGAAGACACACAGAAAUAGAGGGUCCCCUUUCCUCGCCACUCCAUCCCUUCCCUAGCACACUUUGUGGGUCCCGGAACUCUGGGCUUCUCAGCGGAGCUCCAAACCUCAGCCCUCUCGUUGACAAGACGGCCGUGGGUGUAAGUUUCCAGCCUGGGGCCUGGACACCAGGGGCCCCAGAUGGGUGGUGCCCUUCCAUCCUAACUCCCUAGGGUCCAGGAGCUUCCUGGGGCCAUGUGCCUGCCAGCAGCUAACGUUAACCCUAAGUCCCAACUCGCACCUGGCCAGGAUGUGAAAUGCCACCCUUGUGCCACAGGUGCCCCUUUACUUAGCACACAUACCCAGCCCCCAGGAGAGGUCCUGUCAGUGUCCCCUGUGGAAGGCAUGAAUAAAUGGACAGAUGCAUG